GUCUUCAGCAGUGCAGCAACCAGUCAACCUGAUACAUAGCACGGGAAUCAGCGAAGAUGGCUUGUUCUGUUGAAGCCCGAGUUCAUUAGAGUUAUUAUUACAAAAACACAGAGUGCUUAAAAGAAGAGAAAACGACAGCCUGGGGCGGGAGUUGCAAUCAUGACAAUAUAGGAUUGUGAAGAUGGCGACUGGAACGGGCUGGCAUCAGUACUGCAGCAGUGCUGGAAAUUCUUCCACCGGAGCUGCGAAAUAUAAUUCUGCUACAACAUCAACAAUGUCCUACCAGACCGGGUUAAGCCUGGAAUACACCCCAGACCUUCAUCUGAAAAUGAGCAAGAAAAUAGCACAACUUACAAAGGUGAUCUAUGCUCUGAACACAAAGAAUGACGAGCAUGAAGCUGCCAUCCAAAUUCUGAAAGAGGCCCAUGAGGAGGAGCUCCAGCAGAUCCUGUCUGAGACCAGGGAGAAAAUCUUGCAGUACAAGAGCAAGGUCUGUGAUGAGGUGGACCUCAGGAGGCGCAUCCAGUCCCUGGAGGAGUCCUUGGAGCUUCAUGAACGCAUGAAGCGUCAGACCAUGGCUGAGUUUGAUACCUACCGGCACCGGGUGGAGGACAUGCAGUUGUGCACUGAAGCCCAGCACACUCAGCGUGUGGUAACCAUGUCCCGGGAAGUGGAGGAGAUGCGCCGCAGCUUCGAGGAGAAGUUGCGCUCCUUCACACAGGUGCAAGCACAAUUUGAGACAGACAAGCACCUGGCCUUGGAGGAACUGAGGUCAGUCCACCGCCAGGAGAUCCAGGAGCUGCUGAGGGGCCACCAGAGCCAGAACGCCAACUACAGCAAAGACCAGGAGAAGCUUGGGCAGCUGCACAAAACUGAGGUAGAUUCCCUGACCGAGCACGUCGAAGAGCUCAGGAUGGACAAGAAGAAGCUAGUGGAGGAAUAUGAGGCCAAGUUGACAAAAGCCCAGGCCUUCUAUGAGCGUGAGCUGGAGGCCAUGAAGAGGACCCAGCAGUUGACAUCCGAUAACCUGCUCGCCUGGAAGAAGACUGAGGCUGAGCUCAGAAAGGAGUUCCAGGCCCAGGAGGCGGCCCUGCAGAAGACACUUGGGAAGCUUCGCACCGAGCUAAAGGUGGUUCAGGAGGAGGCUCGUGAAUCCAGGGAGAAAUCUCAGAAACUUCAGUCCUCCCUGAAAACUGCAGAGAACAAUAUCAAGAGUCUCCAAAAGCAGCUAGAUGAAGCUACACAAGACACUGGGAUCUUGAUGAUCAGACAGAAAGAGAUGGAAUGUGAACUGGAAGCCACUCGAGACAGAGUACAGCAACAGGCCACAGAGAUUCUUCUGAAAGCCAGUCAUGUUGGAAGCCUUCAGGCUAUGCAGAUGACCCACGAAGCUGCAAUAAGGGACCUGGAAUCAGAGAAAUCCAGGUUAAAAGAUAAAUUGACACGCUUGGAAGAGGAGAGAAGUCUGCUGCAGAGCAAGUCACAGAGUAUGGACGAGAGUCAGAAGCAACAAAUUCUGGCAUUGGAGAAGGCUUUAAAAGAUGCAAAGCAAAGCUACGAGAAAGAGGUGGUGAACAUCCGUGCCAAAUAUGAAGAGGAAGCUGCUCUCUUCAAAGAGACUCAGGCUAAGGCACUAGAAGAGUUAUCUAAAAAACAUCGAGCCACUCUAGAGACCACACAGAGCAUGGGAGAGAAGGAAAGGAAGAUGCUACAAACAGAGCUGGAACAGCAGUUUGAGAAGGAGAGACUGUCUCUGGAAGAGCAGACAAAUCGACUCCGACAGCAGUUGGAAAACCUGAGGGAAGAGCUGACAGCCAAGCUCAGCACAGCCAAUCAGGAGGUGUCUCGUCUACAAGAGCUAGUGAUAAAGAGUGAGCAGGGGCUCGGCUCAGCUGAAGGACACAUAUCCAGCCUGAGGGAUGCCCAGGAAAAGCUGCAUAAUGAGCUGGACUCAACCAGAGCGAGGCUAAGAGAAACCAGUAACUCCUUAACAGCUCUGCAGGAUGAGAUGGAUAAACAAAGGCAACAGCACGAUGCAAGGCUAAUUUCAAUUAAAGAAGAAGAAAAGCUUAAAAUGGACAAAGUAGCACUGGAGCUGGAGUUGAAAUGGACAGAAGCUCUGAGACAAGAGUGUAAAAAAGUGCGUGAGGAGUUGCGAGAGGAGCAUGAAGAGGAUAAGAAGUCAGUCUUGACUCUGCUCUCCCAGCAGAAGGAGCAGGAGAUGAACUCAGCCAAGGAGAGCUGGCAGAAGAAGAUGGAGGACCUCCUUGACCAGCGGCACAAUCUUGGUGAAGCUUUACAUAAAUCAAUCAGUAAUAUCUCCUUACUGAAGCAGAGUCUGGAAAUGCAGCUUUCGCAGUCCCAGAAUUCCCUACACCAGCUGCAGGCUCAGUUCAACCAGGAGCGAGAGCACCUCAACCAGCAGAUCCAGGAGAUGGAGAGGGAGCAUCAGCACCGGGAGAGAUCCCUGGAAGAAGCCCACUGCAUUGACAUGCACAACAUGGAGGAGACCAAAGCACAAGAACUGCAGGAACUGGAAGAGAGAUUGAGACUGCAGCACUAUGAAGAAUGGCAGUGUCUGAGAGAGGCCCACAGGCAGAGCAUUGACACCCUGAAACAGCAAUCAGAGCAAGAGCUGCAGACACUCCGCUUCGAGCUGGAAGAUGAAGGCAAGGCAAUGCUUGCCUCUUUACGCUCAGAGUUGAACCAUCUGCACGCAUCUGCAAUAGACCACCUCAGACAGACCCAUCAGCAGGAAACGGCAGCUGCUAAGUUGGAACUAGAGAAUGCAUUGGAACAGAGCAGGCAGCAGGAGAAGGAGCUACUGGAUCGCAUCUCAGAAUUGCAGGAGGAAGUUAGAUGCAGAGAGAACCACAUCACCAAGCUGGAUGAAGAGAUCCAUUCUCUGCAGGAGAACAUCACCACCCUCACCAAGGAGCUGGAGUACAAGGGCAAGGAGGUUCUGAAAAUACGGAGCGAAGCCAACCAGCAGAUCAGGGUCCAUGAGCAAGAACUGAACAAGAAACAUGAGAAGGAACUGAAUGAGAUGACCACGGUCCACGUCAGGGAGACUCAGCAUAUGCUGUCAGAUUUCAACAAGGCUCAGGAGCUUCUGAGGGAUAAGAUCACAGCUUUACAGAUCUUGUUAGAGGGGACAGAGGAAAAGUUCAGAAACAGAGAGAGCCGAUCGGAAGAUCUACGGUUUAUUGCAGAGUUAAAGGACAUGGUGACUGAGAGGGAGUCACUUGUUAAGAAGCUUAUCGAUGAUAAGAAGUUUUAUCAGCUGGAGCUGGUGAACAGGGAGACUAACUUUAACAAAGUGUUUAAUGCAAGCCCCAAUGUUGGUGUUAUUAACCCACUGGUAAAGCAAAAGAAAAAGAAUGACAAAUCAGCAAACAGAUUCAUCAGUGCUCCAAAUCUCAGUGCCCUGGAACCAGCAGGAAUGGGGAAUGGGCCCCCUCAGCCUACCCGCCUAGAACCUAUUCCCAACUCCCCUAUUCACGACCUUGAGUUCAACAGUAGCAAACCUCUACCCCAACCAACACCACCGAAAGAGCCCAAGAAAUUUGUGAGCCCUCCUGAGAUAGAAGACCCGUCAGUUGACUCACCAGACCCACAGCCUCAAGAAUGGUUUGCAAGAUACUUCACGUUCUGAUACUAUGGAUGGGCUUUUGGACUCUGGUGUGUAGGACUUUGAAAGAGCAUGCCAAGACAAAUAUCUGUACUUCUAUACACAUCAUGAUUUAUGUUUAUUAAUUCACUGUGAAUGGAUUACUUGUUUGUACCGUGACAAUACAUCUUUUUGACUUUUAUGCAAUUUCUGAAGUCGUGCAUAUGCUACUAAAUAUUAUUUGUCUAAUGAUACUGUCUUUUAUCUGUACCUUAUUUUAGAAUGGCACAGUAUUGAAAGUUUGUUAAAGCUGCAUAAUAGAUUUUGGUAGAACUCAAUUGUUUGUAUGGUUGUCUGAACAUGGAUAUAACAGUGUCUCACCAAUUUUAAAAUAUUAUAUUUAUAUAAUAUAUUUAU
This is a messenger RNA of Polyodon spathula (Mississippi paddlefish), 4027 nucleotides long. Its product is annotated as protein FAM184A-like. The transcript is spliced from 20 exons. NCBI's taxonomy places the organism in Eukaryota, Metazoa, Chordata, Actinopteri, Acipenseriformes, Polyodontidae. The record is from RefSeq and is a predicted model, not a curated record. The coding region runs from base 182 to 3655 and encodes 1157 amino acids.